CUACCAAAAGGUGCAUUUGUGUCAGUUCAAUUAAAUUGUUUUUUUUUUAAAAUCGUAUGCUAUGUGUUUUGAUUUUCUACUGCAGACCUGUUUAUAAAUCUGAAAAAGAAACCUUGUUAAGCUACAAUUCGUUGAAAUAGCCACUUUAAAAGACAAUUGCAGUUUUAAUUUUUAUUUUUUGUAAUUACUGUUCUUUGUGAAGAUGCCGUUCAGUUUGGAAGAGUACUUCAGAACCACUUACGAGGAGAGGUUACUGGUUAAGAUCCCUGAGAGGGAAGAUGACCAUCUUACUCCAGCCACAAAACUACUUGAGAAGAGGCGUGAAAUGAAAGAGGUUGAGCAGGCACUGAGUGCCCAGAAGGAAGAAUUUCAGAUGAAGAUGGAGUCCCUACAACAAAGACAGGAGGAACUGGAGAGAAAAGAAUGCACACUAAAAGAAAGUCUUCUCAAGUUCGACAAAUUCUUGAAAGAGAACGACUCAAAGAGACUGAGAGCACUGAAGAAAGCACAGGACGAGAAGACAGCGAAGCAGUCUAAGAACAAAGAGCAUACUCAGCUAAUGGAUGAAAUUGCAGUUUUAGAACAGGAAAGAACUAUUUUGGAGCGGAACAAGAUUCAAGACACACUUGACAAACACAAGAAGUUCCACAGCUACAUGGACGCAGUUCUCGAAACCUCCGACGAGUUCUCGGAAGUGAGGGAGAUUACGUCGCGGUACGAGACACUGAGCUCCACCUACCAGGACCUACUUGAGCGGGACCAGAACAACCAAGACCUAAUAGAGUCCAAACGUCAAUAUCUGGCAAAGUUCACCGAGGAUAGACAAAACGAAAUCAUGAGCUACAACAACGAUUUGUCAUUCAUGCAAGGAGAUCUGGAUAAAGCCAAGAGUAAAACAGUUCAUCUGGAAGCAAACUGGAACCAAAUCCAGACAACCGCGGCUUCGAAGACCCUGGAACUAGGAAGAAUCCGGAUGGCAACUCUGAACUUAUUCAACUUGGUUAACACUCAGUUGAAGAUGCCAGCGAUUGACGAGACGGAUUCGGAUACGCAACUGGAAAAGAUAUCCCGGUUUAUCCAGGAUUUGAGCCAGAUUACGACUGAAAUUCGGAAGCAAGAGGGACAGUCGCAAACAGGACAGACGACCACGUCACAUUAGUCGAACUCUUCUGAAGUUAAAUCUAAACAAUGGUCAAUAA
Messenger RNA from Symsagittifera roscoffensis, 1199 nucleotides. RefSeq names its product coiled-coil domain-containing protein 42 homolog. The record is from RefSeq and is a predicted model, not a curated record. The transcript is spliced from 5 exons. Lineage: Eukaryota; Metazoa; Xenacoelomorpha; Acoela; Convolutidae. The coding region runs from base 203 to 1159 and encodes 318 amino acids.